Messenger RNA from Scylla paramamosain (green mud crab), 977 nucleotides. RefSeq lists its product as uncharacterized. The transcript is spliced from 3 exons. The coding region runs from base 91 to 720 and encodes 209 amino acids. Lineage: Eukaryota; Metazoa; Arthropoda; Malacostraca; Decapoda; Portunidae. The record is from RefSeq and is a predicted model, not a curated record.
AUGUGUAUCUAUUGAUUUAUUUCUGUGUGUAUUGUGUCUGUCUAUCUGUGUGAAUGUGGAGAGUUUGGGGUGAAUCUUGCUUGAUACCUGAUGUGGAUGGAUUGCUGUGUGCCUCUCAGUGCAGCAGCCUGUCAGUCCAGACGGCAUUUGACAGCUGUUUCUCACUCCACAUAUUUACACAAAGGUGCUGACAGAUUAGCAGCAGGAGUGGGAACUGCAGUGGCUGUAACUCAUAUGACUUCACUGGUACCAAUCCAGACCACCUGGCUUCCCCAGGGACAGGCUUGUGUCACCCUGACCUUACCUCUACCUAUACAUCUACCACUGCACUACAUUUGGAAUCUGGUUGAGUACAUGUACUCAGACCCAAGCCUGAUGUGCUUGGUGGUGUAUCCUGAAAAUUUGGAGAUCCAGGAGAACUCUGUCACCAAGAACAUGCAAAUGAAUGUCAUUGGGUGGCUGAUGGCAGCUCCUCAAGUGAACCCAGAGAUCACUGGGCUAAAGUACAGCAAGAUGAGUGCCUUGGAGAAGCUGUGCCUUGAGUUGAAGGCUGCAGUCACCAUCAGAAAAGAGCAAAGCUACAACAAGUCAUCCAAGUACUUUGUCAAGAAGGUUUAUGUUGAAGGCAACCUCCUGCACUGCUCUCAGGAGAACAGUGGGACUCAUGACCGCCUCCAAGACCCACAGAGGAUUGGAAGGCAUAAAUUCAAUCUUGGAUAACUAUUGACAUUUAAAACUGGUGACUCCACUUGUCAGAUUGUAGGUGGGAAAGUUUUAGGGUUGAUUGAUGGGAACAUUGUUGAUCUAAAUUCUUUUUUGGUAAAGUACUGUAAAUCACUUGCAUGUGAAGUUUCAAAUGGAUGAAAUAGCAUGAAUGGUUUUGUAGUUGAAUUGUUCUUUGUAGCUGGAAAAAAAAAUUAGGGUCGAUUGAUGGGAAAACUAUUGUUCAAAAUCCUUUUAUUGUAAACUAGAUCAUG